AUGACAAGGCUGGUAGCGGUGUGCUACCGGUCACACACCGCGGCGACCACAUCUGUCCAGGGCGUUUGGCCCAAUGCACGGUUUUCAACGAACACCUAUCAUCGUGCUACGUUUCGCGCUCGAGCGCCUGCCCUGCGCUGCUUCGGCGCUUACAAGCCGCGUUGCCGCCAGAUUGUCCUGACAGACGCGCGGAUCAAAGGGCUGGGCAGGGAGAUCGCGGAUGAAUAUGCCUUCUUGAAGGACAGAUACAAGACACCAAGAUACCCCGUCGUGCUGGCCCAUGGCUUGUUGGGUUUUGCUGAGCUGCGGCUUGCGGGCUCUUAUUUGCCCAGUAUCCAGUACUGGCGUGGCAUCAAGGAGGCCCUGACCACCAACAACUGCGAGGUCAUCACCGCCCAAGUGCCACCAAGCAGCUCGAUUGAGAAGCGCGCCGCCAAGCUCGCCGAGGACAUCGUUGCCCAAGCACAAGGCAAGAGCGUCAACAUCAUCGCCCACAGUAUGGGCGGGCUCGACGCCCGCUACAUGAUCUCGUGCUUGCAGCAUCCGGGCGUCGACGUCAAGUCGCUCGUCACUGUGGCUACCCCGCACCAUGGCAGCCCGUUCGCCGAUUACAUGCUUGAGCUGAUCGGUCCGCGGUACCUGCCGCGUCUGUAUAAGUUGUGGGAGCGCACGACUGGUUGGGAGCCCAGCGCGUUUGCCCAGCUGACGACUACGUAUAUGACGGAGGAGUUCAACUCACGGACCCCAGAUGACCCGGCUGUGCGUUACUUUUCUUAUGGGGCCAUGGUCAAAGACCGGCCGCCGUUGCUAAGCCCCUUUCGACUGUCGCACCGCGUCAUAGAGGAGGUUGAAGGCCCCAACGAUGGGCUAGUGAGUGUCGAGAGCAGCAAGUGGGGUGUUUACAAGGGAACAUUAUUAGGUGUCAAUCAUCUGGAUUUGAUCAACUGGAGCAAUAGGUUGCGGUAUACCGCGCAGAAGUGGAUGGGCCGUCCACCGACAUUCAACGCUAUCGCAUUUUACUUGGACAUCGUUGACAUGUUGGCCAGAGAGGGCCUGUAG
This is a messenger RNA of Thermochaetoides thermophila DSM 1495, 1059 nucleotides long. Its product is annotated as triacylglycerol lipase-like protein. Lineage: Eukaryota; Fungi; Ascomycota; Sordariomycetes; Sordariales; Chaetomiaceae. The transcript has 3 exons. The coding region runs from base 1 to 1059 and encodes 352 amino acids. Gene Ontology annotation, molecular function: triacylglycerol lipase activity. The record is from RefSeq and is a predicted model, not a curated record.